Scatophagus argus is the source of this 2000-nucleotide messenger RNA. It is a transcript of the gene dcaf17, whose product is annotated as ddb1 and cul4 associated factor 17. Gene Ontology annotation, biological process: protein ubiquitination. The record is from RefSeq and is a predicted model, not a curated record. The coding region runs from base 8 to 1537 and encodes 509 amino acids. Gene Ontology annotation, cellular component: Cul4-RING E3 ubiquitin ligase complex. Lineage: Eukaryota; Metazoa; Chordata; Actinopteri; Scatophagidae. The transcript has 14 exons.
CCUGCUGAUGGCGCCUUACAAGAGAAGAAGAACCGUGAACGCCACUGAGCUGUUGAGCCAGAGGGGCAGAGGUAUCAGGGAUGCCGGGACCAUGAUCAGACACAAUAUGAAGGUCCUUAGAGCUCUCACUUUUCAGGAGAGCAGGAAUUUCAUUAAAGUAUGGAGCAAGAUCUCAAAAUCUACAAUAACGUAUGAGAAUGGUAAAAUCUACUUUGAAAAUUAUCAGACCUGCUACAGUUGUGUUCAUUCAGAGCCUCAAGUUCUAUACAAGCUGCCCAAGAGGUCGAAGUUGGAGAAAUUUGAAGAUGCUUUGCUGUGUCAGAGCCCACUUGACAAAACAUUAGCUUCCCCAUCUGAUCAUAAACCCAGCCUCUUGGCUUUGACAGCCAAUAACUGGCUGUAUCGCCUUUCAGCUGAAACGGGAGAAGAGCUGCAGAGAGUUUACCUCUCUUCAAAACACAAGUUCAGGUAUCUUAGCUGGGAUGUUUCUCAGGAAAUGUUUUUUGUUAAGUCUGUUCAAAACAAAGAAACAUCUUUAGAACGACAGGCAGGUAUUAGUCAGAACACAGUGAUGCACCUGGCCAUCUUUCAUGUUUUCCCCUUGCAAAUUGUGGGCAUUUUGGAGAUUACCAAAAAGAUAUUUGGAAAUGGCGUUACUGAUGUUGUACUGUCUCAAGGUGUCCUCGUGGUGUCUUACAGCAACAAAUCAGUGAAGCUGUACAGCUUCGAGUACAUUAUCCAAAGGUACUUGACAGAGAAGUUAACACUUGGAAAGGAGAGCUCACUUCUUGGAGGCAAAACAGUGGGAGAUAUCCCAUUUGGCAUUCCAGUGAAUAUCCAGAUCACAGAUUGCCCUCCAGUGCUUUUUGAGGUGUCAUGCUCUAACAACAGUGUCCAGAUUGGUGGCUACCCUUGGCACUACAUCUACACUCCACCACAUAAAAAUCACAGAGGGACUCACCACAUCUGUGCACUCAAGGACAGCACUACGGCAACAAAUGGAAUACAAAACAUGAACUGCUGCUCUCUAGAGAAUGAUGGGAUCUUCUUCCACCCAGAUGACUCAGGAAGAAUCAUUCAUGUUGGACCGUCCAUCAUAAAUGUCCUAAAGAUCCUUGGUGAACCGAACAGUGGUUUUCCAUCAAAGGUAGUUGAAGAUUUCUCUAUGGUGACCCGUCGAAACAACCCUCCUGCAUCACAAGUCACUUUCACCUCAUCGGGCCGCACGGUGAAGAGAAGAUUUCAUCAGCUGGAUGAUGACCCAGAUCAAGAGACUUUCCGUACGGUGGAGUAUGAAGACGAGCUGAACCUUUUGGCAGUAGUGGUAACUAAUGGUGAGGAGGGGGAAGGAAAAGCCCACAUCCAACUGCAUGACAACCAGAGCGGGCAGUUACUUCGGACGGUUGAUCUGAUUGAGCCUUGGGAUGAGACUUAUCGGCACGAGCUGUUCUUUGACAAAGACACAAUUGUUCAUAUUGAACAAAAGAACACCAGCUUCUGCUGCCAUGUUUACAAGCUCAAGGCUGCCAGAAACUAAGUGGCACAAAAAUGAAUUAAGCUCUUGGAAAUCAAGUCUCUGCACAUUAUUACAGUUAAUCAUGUUCUGAGUCACGUGAAUUUUUUUUACCUUGUUUUUCUUAAAUUAAAAUGUUAUAUAUAUUUUCAAUUUUUUGCAUUUCUUCCUCGUGUGUUUCCAUAAUAUUCAUCCAGAUAUUAAGACGAUUGAAAGUUACUUGUAACGUGUAAUAUGUAUCUGUUUGAAAGAUUUUCUACUUGCUUUCACAACCCACAGUUUUGUGUAAUAUGUAUCUGUUUGAAAGAUUUUCUACUUGCUUUCACAACCCACAGUUUUAAUGUGUUAGUUUAUUCUUCGAAGUAAGUAGUGCAACCCUGUUAUUCAUUUGAAAGUGCAGGUUUUGUAUCGAGCUGCAGUUGUACACAAAUGUAUUCCGUUAAUCACACAGAAAAUUACAAUUAAAAAAUUACUUUUAUAAUUUUUU